AUGAAUUUUUUUCUCAUGAAAGAGCGGCUUCAGAACGAACAGAUUGGUGUUGGAUUUCAAAGUGUACGCACGAUGUGGUCGCGAGACAUGCCUCGAGAGGAGCGGAUUCGAAGCUCUCGAACGCCGUCGACGAUGGCAUCUUCGACCACGUCUUCUUCUCACAAUUUUCAUCAUUCGUCGAAUAAUUCAUCGCCGAUGACCACGAGAGAGGACGACGGUGCGAGUGGGAGUCCCGAUUUUGGAAAGGCCGCGCGCAGCAGUCAUCAUCAUGGAAAAGUCGAUUUUGGAGGCACACUCGUCAUCGACGAACGGACGCCUUUAUCGUCGCUCAAAGAAAACAAGAAUAGCAAUACUAAUAAUAAUAACAUCGGGAACAUCGUCAUCAAACAAACGCCGGAAGGGUUACCGAGAAUUAAAACGAAGAAAACAGAGGACAAAACGCAGCGAAGCGAAUUCGGUUGGCGAGACUUCUGCCCAGGCGUGGUCUCCGUCGCGGUGGCGUUUUUCCUCUUCAGCGCGGCGAACGUGGUGUGGAAAUCGGGGAAAGCGGAGGAAUGGUACGAACAGUUUCGAGGCCACGCGAGAUACGUCGGCCCGGCGACGUGUUUUAGAGACGCGAAAUUGAGCGAGGAGCACUGCUUACCGCACUUUGCGAUUCUCGGCGCGAGUACGAGCACGGGGCGGUUGCGAGCGGCGCUGAAGGAACAUCCGAUGAUUGAUAGCGAUGCGAAAGCGGUGCACUUUUGGAACACGCCGUACGGGACGAGAGCGAGUGGUGGGGAGAUGUGCGAAGGGCAUCAGAGCGAGAGAGGCGCGGCGAUGUUGAAGGCGUACGUGGACGCGCUCGUGCCGAAAAAAAUCAAGCGAGGCGAGGCGAGGGACAGUCGAGAAGUCAUUCCAACCGGGACUUCCUACGAUAAGGAUAAACAUAAAGGGAUGAUUUACGGAGAUUGGUCGGAUACGAGUUUUAGUUGUUCGUGUUGCGCGAAAGCGAUGAGGAACACGUUGCCACGAUUAAGGCCGAUUGUUGUUUUAAGCGAUCCGAUUGAGAGAGCGAUGGAGAGGUACGCGAUGGAGAGCGUGGAGAGUAGCAAUGAUAGCGGUGAUGAUACGAACGCGGCGAAUUACGGCGGCGUCGGGGCGUGCGCGAAAACGUCAAAAUCCUCCGUUCAAGCGUUCCAAAAGAUGAAGCGCGAUUUGAACAACUGCGGCGGUUUUAGCGGCUCGAACGAGGACGAUUUGAGCAAGUGUUUGGACGCUCACCCGGUACUCGGCGCGUCGAGGUACGACCAUUACUUGUCUCUGUGGAAAGACGCGUUUCCGAAUUUGUUGGUGUUGUUCGAGGAAGAUUUCUCCGGCAAAGAUAAUUUGGAAGCGACAACGAGACGCGUGGAGGAGUAUUUAGGUUUGCACGAGCACGACGGGUACGACUUUGGGCAAAUCUGGAACGCCAUCGAAGGCUUGGAAAAGAACGCCAAGAGAAAGCAAUACAACGACGAAACGAAAACGGCCAUUCAUGACGAGUUACACGAAGACAUUCGUCUCUCUGCGAUUAAGAACUUGCGAGUGAUGGCCAAGCACCACGACGCGCCGGAAAUCCCAUCCGAGUGGGUCCAAAAAUACUCCGAUCCUUCAGAAACGACGACAACCAAAACAGACCAGCUCGUCGCCUCCCAAGUGGACGCGUCUAAAAACAGUCGACGAAUGCUCAAAGACUGGACGCCACAAACCGCGAGAGGUAAACUCUACGGUCAGCCUACUUCCUUCUCCGCGUUCGACGUCGAACCGAAAAUUCUCGCCGAACUCAAAGACGAAGAAAACAAAGAUCAUCAAUUCGCGUUUGUUCCGGUGUUGCACAAACAAAACGCCUUGCGCGUGGCGAACCAAUUCCGCGCGAACGGCGAAUGGAUCACCGAACUCGGCUUGACCGAGUCGCAAAAAUCGACCACGUUUCGCGAGUUAUGGCGAGAGGAUUGCACGCACGCACAGCAAUGGGACGCGUCCGUUGGGUGUUGCGGAGAGAGUUGCUGCUUCGACGACGACGACGACGAACAACAACAAUAA
Molecule: messenger RNA, 2064 nt
Organism: Bathycoccus prasinos
Lineage: Eukaryota; Viridiplantae; Chlorophyta; Mamiellophyceae; Mamiellales; Bathycoccaceae
Product: Predicted membrane protein (patched superfamily) (ISS)
Exons: 1
Coding region: 1-2064 (687 amino acids)
Molecular function (GO): sulfotransferase activity
Source: RefSeq, a predicted model, not a curated record